AAUGACCUGUUAAGAAAUAGAAAAGAUUUUUUUCUUCUUAACGAGACCAAAUCAGUGGACGUAAACCAAAUAUGCACCAGAUUGAAUUCAUAUCAGGAUAACUAGUCCUGUCAGGAUCCAACUCACUACAGAUCUAAACUCACUAUCUAGGGAUUUCCACAAGACAAACACUUCACACUACAAUCUCUAUAAUGGAGUGCAUUUGCUAACGCGCAGAGUCAAUGUGCCAGGCCUCAUUGUCACCAUUCUGCAACUGAUGAUGCAGAAGUGAAAGCAAAACCUGACUGAUUUCCUCUCACCACUGCUGCUCUGGAAUCUGCUCACUGCACAGAAAAAUCCCAGAUAAAGGAGAGCAAGCUGUGGUUCUAGAGGCACCAACGGGCGUCUCGGUAGCUCUAUUAGCAGCUAACGUGCUAACGCUAACUAGCUUCUCUGAGCAGCGAUGUUUUAAGGCGCUUUGUAGUUAAAAGUUUGUAUCGUUUACUUUUGUCACUCGAGUCAAUUAUUUGUUUAAAAUAAAUUCAUGCAGCAAAAUAUACAUUUAUAUAAGUACGAAAAAGAAAUUCCGCUAUAUUAAACUUGAUUUUUCCCAAAACGGUUACGAUUUGUCUCGGGUUCGAGAGGCGGCCGCUCCACGUGCUACUAGAGCUAAAACGCCCGUCCGAUCUACAUUUCGAGCGCAAUCUUCUAAUGAUCGUUUCUCAAGUCACAAAUAAUUUUAAAUUCACCUCUCUGAACAAAUACAGUCACUAUAACUGUCCGAAAACUCCAGAAAACCACAUUAGUAUAUAGCUCUAAGCUAACGCGAGUUAGCAUCAAAAGUUCCUGUCGGUAAACACAUUGGGAAAUUCCCAACGAAUGCUCGUGAAAACCGAUGCCUUAGUAAUUAAAAUCGGACUAAUACGUCUUUUUGCCCCUUUAUUUAUUUUUUACUUACUCGUUGCUUUCAACCAUCAACUGAAUAACGUAAGAGCAGAAAAGGAUCGAGGGCCGGCACGGCGACAGUAUUUAAAGAAGUAGUUACGACAGUUAAAGACACUUUUCGGUAACUACGUCACAUCAAUUCAGUUUUUUUUUCAUGUUUGAUGUUUACAGAUUACAUAAUUCAUUUUCUUGUAGAGAAUUAGUAGCCUAGUGAACUAGACCAAAUUCUCGCUUUGCAAAGAAAUACAUUUAUUUAGUCUGGCUUGCCAGGCUAGAGAAUUAGCAUUUGGUAAAAGAAUAGAAUAUGAUUGAGUUUAAAAACAAAAAUGGCCAGUAUUUUUAUUGCACCUUCUUACAACCACCCAAGACGCUUCACAACCAUCGUUCAUAACACAAUCAAUCAUUCACCCAUUCACAAAAAGAAAAAAAGCAGAAUAAAACACUGAAACAAAACACUUGUCAUGUAAAAGCGGUCUCACUCUCACAUCCAUAUAGUGUUGCAGCAUGGUAGCAUUCAUCGACAUAUAAAUAUGCAUGGCAUUUAGCAGCUAGUGGGGUAAAGCUGUUUGUUGUGCAUUGUUUUGUACCUUCUGACUGGAAGCAGGUCAAACAACAACACGCCCAGGGCUGUGAGAGGGUGCUCGCUGCGGAACCACAAAGGUGGAGCUGCACCAGAGGGUGGAGCUGCCGAGUGACUCCCUCCGGCUUAAUGGCUGUAAGUAAACUAACGUAAUAUAAACACAAUUAAAGUUAUUUUUUUAAACGUUUAAUUUGCAAUGUGCGGUAAAUUUGGCUCAAAUUGUACUCCGUACUUAUGCUAACGUAGCUAGCAGGGUAGACUUCAAGGUUAUCGAAAACGAACGUCAAACGAAGCGUUAACUGUAACGCGCGUACACAAAACUAACUGUAUUUAUUAAGAAAAUGGGCUUAGUUUUUGUUUCAUAAAGUCUAAGAAUUAUGUCUAUGUCGCUCGCUGCCUACGGCGCGUUGUCACCAGAAACGCAUCAUCUGUUGUGGCUUUUUGGUUAGCAGCACAAAUCGCUUUGAUUAAAAACAACAGAACGGAAAAGUUUGAUAAAAGUCCAUCGACUCACUCCCUUUCAAGGCAAAUAAAAGACGUUUUGGCUUUUGGAACGACGAUUAAACACGCAGCAGUCUUCAGAAAGAACUUCAUAACCGAUGCAUCAAACAAUACUGAGGAGAGGGCAGGAUCCUCUUCAGUCUAUCGAGCGAUGCGGCGGCUGUUGCAGCAACAUUCACUGCACUUUCUGUAAAAUGGCUUAUGCUGAUUUUUACAAGGUUAAAUACCAUGUAGAGAAUCAUGUGAGCAUUGCUGUAAAGCAUGAAGAUUACGUCAUCUUAAAAUGCAGCCUGGGCUGCAGGGAGACGGCACAUUAUCAUUGCUGUUACUGUCCGUCAACGAUUCUGCGGAGGAUGGCAUUUGUGAAACAUCUUGCCAUAUGUAAGGAGAAAUUAUCACGUCCUCCUCCUCCGGCACAGACAGCACCUCCUCCACCCCCACAGACAGGACCUCCUCCACCCCCACAGACAGGACCUCCUCCUCCACCGUCACAGACAGGACCUCCUCCUCCGGCACAGACAGCACCUCCUCCACCCCCACAGACAGGACCUCCUCCUCCACCGUCACAGACAGCACCUCCUCCACCCCCACAGACAGGACCUCCUCCUCCACCGUCACAGACAGCACCUCCUCCUCCAGCACAGACAGGACCUCCUCCUCCACCACAGACAGGACCGUCGUCGUCCUCAUCAUCCUCACGGCGAUUAAAGGUCCGCCAGCAGGUGAAAGUGACGUGCGGCCAUUGCAGCAUCACGCUAAAUAAAAAGAACUUGCAGGUGCACAUUAACAGGAAGCACAGGCCAAAGGGACAGCAGAUAUCAGAGACACGGCACCGGUCGUGUCAGUGCGUUGAUGCUACAAAUGGCAUCUUUGUAGUCAACAAAUCGUUCUUCAAACCAUGCCCACCAAUACAUGUAGGGGAAAAAACCUGGUGUAUAAGCCAAAAACAAAUGAGUGAACUGGAUGAUUGCAACACUAAUUUGGACUUUGCAGUGAGGAGUGGACCUCUGCCAUACGAAUGCAUCCACUUAAAGUCAUUGGCAUUUUCUCGCAGAUCAGACACCCCCCCCCGCACAAUUCUGGAAGAAUCAGAAUCGGAAUCAGAAGUUUUUUAUUGCCAUAUGUGUGCCGAGUCACAACAUUAGGAAAUUGCUGCGGUAUUUUGGUGCAGAAGGUAAGAUAGAAAAAAAAACUUAAUUAAGAGAUAAGCAAAUAUAAGAAUUAAUAAAACACUCAUGAUAAAAUUAUUAAUGUAAAAAGUGGCAAGAAUUAGAGAAGCAGCUAUCUACUCCGUGUAGGUAUUAAUCUGAGUAUUUGUUGAAUGGUUCAAGCACAGCAUCGGGUCACGUGACUGGGACCAGUCAACUUGAGUGGGCUGCCCUAGGAUGUUCAUUCACAAGUCCAACUGCAGAGGGGAAGAAACUGUUUUUGUGGCGAGAGGUUCUGGUCCGAAUGGAUCUGAGCCUCCUGCCAGAUGGGAGCGAGUCGAAGAGACUGUGUCCAGGGUGAGACGAGUCAGCUCUUAUCCGACCUGCACGCCUCAAUGUCCUCGAGGUGUACAGAUCUUGAGUGGAGGGGAGUUUGCAGCCAAUGACCUUCUCUGCAGAGCGCACGACACGCUGCAGCCUCUUCUUGUCCCUGGUGGUAGCUCCAGCGUACCACACGGUGAUGGAGGAGGUGAGGAUGGACUCGAUGAUAGCGGUGUAGAACUGCCUCAUCGACUGUGGUGAUAGGUUGAAUUUCUUCAGCUGCUUCAGGAAGUACAUCCUCUGCUGGGCCUUUUUUCUGAUGGUGGUGAUGGUGGGCUCCCAUUUGAGGUCCUGGGUGAUGGCGGUGCCCAGGAAGCGACAUGAGUCCACCAUCGUGAUGGGAGUGUCAGACAGGUUUAAGGGGGGGAUGGGGUGUGUGCUUUUCCUAAAGUCCACAACAACCUCCGCUGUCUUCUGGGUGUUUAGCACCAGGUUGUUGUGGCUGCACCAGGACACCAGCCGCUCAGCCUCCAUUCUGUAAGCGGACUCAUCCCCAUCAGAGAUGAGUCCGAUGAUGGUGGUGUCGUCAGCAAACUUAAUUAGUUUGACAGACUCGUGCUUGGAGGUGCAGCUGUUGGUGUACAGGGAGAAGAGCAGAGGCCCUGUGGUGAGCCGGUGCUGAUGGUCCGUUGGUCCGAGACGUUCUUCCCCAGCCUGACUUGUUGUUUCCUGUCUGUCAGGAAGUCAGUGAUCCACCUGCAGAUGGGGUCAGGCACGUUCAUCUGGGACCCAUCUGUACCGGGUCGGCCCAGGCCGGGUAGCCCCAGUCGGCCCCAGCCUGGCCCGGUUGAUUCCACACAUCCUUGCCUUAAGCCCAUGUGGGCUGAUUCUACCCACCAAUCAGAGGCUUGCUCUAAUGGAAGGUGUGAAUUUGCUGUCAGCAGUGGGUGUGUUGGCCCUGGUCGGCCUGAAGCAGACCCCCUCGAGAAGAGGGCUGAGAAUGAGCCUUGGUUGGCCCGGAAAAAUACCAGGCCACCCAGAUAUGUAAACAACCUACGCUACCCGGCCCGGGCCGACCCGGUACAGAUGGGAAUGGGGCCUUGGUUUCUUGGGAACAGGGACUAUGGUGGAGAUCUUGAAGCGGGCAGGCACAUGAGAUUCCUCCAGUGAGGAGUUGAAGAUGCUCGUGAAAACUGGGGCCAGCUCUUCAGCACGGUGCUUUAGAGCGGCAGGAGCCACGCCAUCAGGGCCCGGGGCUUUUCGCGUGUUAAGAGACCUGAACUGCUUCUUUACAUCUGCUUCAUGAAUGUGUAGGUUUGUGGUGGGGGUGUGUGGCGUGAAGUCCUCAUGAGUGGGAGUGAGGGGGAGGGUGAUGGCUCUGUAGUGGGGAGUGGCUGAACAGUGUCUCUAUUGUUGGGGCUGGACGAGGAGUGAGGCCUGCCUGAUGGCUCGUCAAACCGACAAUAGAAAUAGUUUAGGUUGUUUGCCAAGAGCAGAUUAUCCGUGGAGGCGGGGCUUCUGGGUUUGUAGUUGGUGAUGUUCCUGAAACUUUUCCACACAGAGGUUGGGUCGUUUUCAGAGAUUUGCUGCUGCAUUUUGUCAUGAUGCUGGUGUUUGGCUUCGACCAAUUCUUUGCUGAACCUGUAUUCAGUGUCUCUGUGGGAGUCCUUGUCCCCCUUUUAAAUGCAUCUCUCUUUUCUAGCCACAGCUGUUUGAGUUUAGGGGUAAACCAGGCUUUGUCAUUGUUAUAACUCACCCUGCUGUGUGAUGGUACGAUGCUGUCCUGACAGAAGUGGAUGUAGGAGGUGACGGCAUCUGUGAACUCAUCUAAACUGUCUGAGGUGGCCUUCAUUACCUCCCAGUCUGUGGUCUCAAAGCAUGCACGAAGCUCAUCUGCGGCAUCUGUGUUCCACUGUCUUGUUGACUUCACAACAGGCUUGGAGAGUUUUAGCCUUUGUAAGCUGGGAUCAGAUGGAUGGUCACGUGGUCUGAGAGUCCAAGCGCAGCGCGCGCCACUGCAUGAUAUAUAUAGGCUGCUGCGACUCGACCCCGGAUAACGACUGAAAAGAGACUGUCCCCUCUCUGGUUGGACAUUUGGUAUACUGUUUGUAUUUGGGAAGCUCCUGGCUCAGAUUAGCUUUGUUAAAGUCUCCAAGUACAAUGAUGAGGGAGUCCGGGUACGUCCGCUCCAUGCACAGUAUCUCUUCCGCGAGCGCACGCUGAGCCUCGUGCACGUCCGCGUCAGGUGGGAUGUAAACAGCGCCUAGAAUGAACGAGGCGAAUUCCCGCGGAGAGUAAAAUGGUUUACAGUUUGUGACAAGAUAUUCCAGAGAUGGAGAGCAAUGCUGCGCGAUCACUGUGACAUCUGUGCACCAACUCUUAUUGAUGUAAAAACGCACACCUCCACCUGCGGUCUUGCCGGAGAGAGUCGCUUCCCGAUCUGCGCGGAUGAGGUGAAACCCAUCCAGCUGGAGCGCACAGAUGAGGAGAAGUCUCUGUUUAUGUUCCUCAUCAGGGUCAGCUCGUCCAUUUUGUUGCGGAGUGAGCGCACAUUAGAGAGGAAGGUCCCAGGUAGAGCCGUGCGCAGUCCCCGUCUCCUCAGACGCACGAGCGCGCCCGCUCGUUUACCUCUCCUCCUGCGUCUCACUUUCCUGAUCAAAGUUGAUAUUGAAUCGGCCCCGGAUGCAACAAAAAACCAGGUUAAGUCCACCGGAAUCAUAGUGUUGUAACUUAUGAGUUCUUCUCUUGAGUAGGAGAACCCAGAUACGCAAUUUACACACAAAAACAGAACAAUAACAGCGCACCAAAGUACCAAGGCAGCCGUCUGCGGCGCCAUCUUUGAAAAAGCAGAGAAGAAGAGGUGCUGUCGGACAUGGCGAAUGUUUGGGGAUGGGAGAAAACAGCUGCUUGAGCCUCCAGAGCGCAUCUGCUGCUGCAGGAGUGCCUCUCUCAGUUGAUGUCGCAGUUGGAGGGCCGUCCUCAACAAAGUUCAUAUCAGUUUCUGAGCCCAAAGUGUCGUGCUGCAGCAGACUGGGAAGGGUGAUGGCGGCCUUCGACAUGAAAGAGGUCAUGGCAUUGCCCAUGUGCCAAACCCAGACAGUUGUGCUUGCACAAAAGUGUGGCUAAAUGUUCAGGACCAAAGAGGGUGCCGCUGACGGUGGUGAUGCUGCUGAGACAAAGGAGGAACUGCAGGAUGAGGCAGUACCAGUCGGAGGACAACAGUGAUCUCAUGAGAAUGGUAAGAUACAUCAUGAAAAACAGCUCUACCGGAAAAUCUCCCCCAGGAUUUGGUCACUGGCUCCCAAACAUUAGAGGACAUUUCAAAGGAAUUGAUUCCCAAAGAAGCCGUAUGUGCGGAGUGUGGAGGCCAGCUGCAGCGGGGAGGGGAUGACUGUGGGGCAGACACGAUGAUGGUCAGUGGUCUUACAGUUUAAAUGCCAUUUGUGGAUGUACCGUUGGAGUUUGAAUGCCCUCUAUGAGACCCUGGACAUGCCUUUUGAUUUAGCUCCAGUGAGUUUUUAUCGUUAUUUUAAAAAAUGCACUGCGAGACCAAUUUAAAUUUAAAUAAAGAACUUUUCAAUUUGUA
Molecule: messenger RNA, 7060 nt
Organism: Nothobranchius furzeri (turquoise killifish)
Lineage: Eukaryota; Metazoa; Chordata; Actinopteri; Cyprinodontiformes; Nothobranchiidae
Source: RefSeq, a predicted model, not a curated record